Messenger RNA from Periophthalmus magnuspinnatus, 3905 nucleotides. Its product is annotated as zinc finger protein 408-like. The transcript is spliced from 10 exons. Gene Ontology annotation, cellular component: nucleus. The coding region runs from base 118 to 2181 and encodes 687 amino acids. The record is from RefSeq and is a predicted model, not a curated record. NCBI's taxonomy places the organism in Eukaryota, Metazoa, Chordata, Actinopteri, Gobiiformes, Gobiidae.
AAUGCAUGUUGUGAACAGCAGUUUUCCCGGAGUUUGAUGAAACCGAAAUGAAACAAAACUGCGCUUUUUCCCCCCGCGAAUUUAACCAUAAACUACGUACCACGGGACCGGGGCACAAUGGAGUGUUCCGUGUCCUCUCUCAUGUCCCUCCUGUCCCCCGGCCUGGCUGUAGGACCCUCUCUGUCCUGUGGGGGCGCACUUGGGCUGUGGUGGGUGGGGCUUCCUCUGGAGGCUGGCUCUGAGCUGCCGAAUGGGCGGGACUUACCACAGGACAUGACCAAUAACAUGGAGACAGCUGCCAAUCAAAAGGCUUCGAUGUCACUUCCUCUGUUCCUGCGUUUUGCCUGUCAGGCUCAGAGCCGCUCUCAGCAGAACCUCUCAGUCCAAACCCAGGACCAGAGAAUCCGAACCACACAGACCAUCUCACCUGGAACUGAACUACUGCUGCGACCCAGCACAGACCCAGAUCCUGUCAGAGAUGGAAACUCCGCAAAGGCUCCUGGGCCACAAACUGAAGAAGUAUCUCCUCCAACAGAAAACACCAAAGCAACAAUAAAUGACGAGGCACUAAAAAUGGCUGCCACAGAAAAAUGCAUAUUAUUAAAGGAAACUGAGAGAGAUGAAUCCAAAAUGGAGGACAGUACAGACAAUAUGACAAAGACGCAAAGAGGAAAGAAUAAAACACAACAAACCAAAACUGUGUUUGACAAUCAAAAGCUAGAGGUGUUCAAAAUGCCUGACUCAGAAAACCUGGUGAACAGACUCAAAAUGGAGGCAGCGAAGCAGGACACAGCGCCCCCUACAGUCCGCUACAGCUCACGUUUGGCCCUGAAGCCUCGUCAGGUCCAUCGUCUGUCCUCCAGAGUGCUACCUCCUCUCCAUAAACAAGGUCUGAUGAAGACUAAACCACAGAAACGAGAAGUGAGGAGCAGAGGAGCAGAGGAGAGAGGGGAGGAGGAGGAGAAGGGGAGAGAGGGUGUGGCCACAGAGAGCACAGGGGGAGCAAAGGUACAGGUGAAAGAGACGCCAAGAGAGGGCGUUACUCAGGACAUGACAGGUGUGGCUAUUAUCGUGGAGGCGGCAGGUGGACGGGAGCGGCGGCACACCUGCUUAACAUGUGGGAAGAGCUUUUACCAAAAGAGCCAUUUAAAGAAACACGAAGUCACCCACAGUGAUCAGAAACCCUUCUCCUGCGACAAGUGUGAGAGAAGCUACUCAUCUAAAGAGAGCUACAAGGCCCACCAGUUGUUCCAUCAGGGGAAGCGGCCUUUCCUAUGUCCUCUCUGUCCAAAGGCCUACGGUUUAAAAAGGGACCUAAAGGAACACCUGGUGCUGCAUUCUGGACUCACACCGCACGUGUGUCCCCACUGUGGACGGGGCUUCACACGCAGACCCUCACUACGAGCGCACCAACUCAACCACUGCGCCAAACGCCCCAAUACAGCAGGGACAAAGGUCCAGGUCCAGUGCUCGGUCUGCAGAAAGUUCCUGUCGAACUCUGGGUCUCUGAAAAACCACAUGAAGAUCCACACAGGAGAGAGGCCUCACAUCUGCCAGCACUGUGGGAAGAGCUUCAGCCAGAAAGGAAACCUUGUGGCUCACGUGCGAGCUCACAGUGGGGAGCGGCCUUACACAUGCACAGACUGUGGGCAGGGCUUCGGCCAGCGAAAGGAACUGCAGCGCCAUCAGCAGGUGCACAGCGGUACUGCGUUCCUCUGCAGCUGCUGUGGGAAAGUCCUGAGAGACGCACACACUUUGAGGGCCCACGAGGCUCUGCACUCAGGGGCCAAAGCUCACAGCUGCAACCUGUGCCCCAAACGCUACGUUUCGGGAACAAAGUUGCGUCGCCACCUCCGCAGUGCUCAUUCUUCAGAGAAGCCCUUCACCUGUUACUGUGGUUCUGCCUACUCGCUGCGCCAGAGCCUCACUCGCCACCAGGCUCUGCACCGAUUGGAUGAGACAAGGGCAGAGGCUGGACGUCUGUUCGACCGGCAAAUCAGGGGACAAGCAUGCAAAAUCUACAAGGACUUCAGCACAAACCCAGAGGUGUACAGGGGAGAAGAGGGUCAAAUAAGGGAUGAGGGGGAGCAGAGAAAAGCGGAGGGGAUGGGGGAGGAGGGGGACGCAGAGCUACUCCUCAUUCAAGAAGUGGCCGAGACUAUAGAGAUUAACACAGGGUGAAAAAGUAUGUUAAAGAGGGGGUAUUAACUGCUAAAACAUAACAUAUUUAGCUCACCAUGCUACUUUAUUGCUUUGAAAAUGCUAUAUUUGCCGAAAAUAAUGUGUUAACAUGUUUUAUUUUUGUUUUUGUUGCUCUGAGUCACCUCCCGGACUCACGCCUCACUCAGACUGCAUGCGGUCCAUGUUCAACGUUUGUGUUGGACCGGUUUAGCUGUGCUGUGCUCUGCUGUGCUGUUGCAGUUCACGCAAUAACUAUUUACUUAUUAAAGGAAAAGGCUACGGUCGGCUCCGGCAAUAGAAUCCAAUGGAUAAAAUUUUUCAGAUCUAUUCAGAACCCAAUAAAAAUAAAUGAAAGCUAACAGUUAACUGAUGGGGCAGGGGGGAUGCUCUAUGUACCUACCAUACAACAGAGCAUCCCGACAUAGACAAAAAAAUAGAUUAUGGCCCCGCCCUAAACCACACAGGGCGUCGGUCAUAUUGGGUCAAACUUGAGACGUCCAAAAUCAAGACCUCAUACUUAAUGAGCUUGUCCUAGGGUUUUGAUCCAACGUACUCCAAACUGAGGCAGUAUCAUCAGGACAUAUCUGGAGUCAAAAGUUUCCAUAAGUGUCAGGGUGUGGUCAUCACGAGCUCUUACGAAGCGGCCAUUUUGAGAAAGUAUCAAAAUCCCUGUAACUUUUGCGAACAUCAUUAGAUAAGACUCCCAUGUAGCGUUUGUGUAUUGGAUAAAAUGGUGUGUGGAUUCAAAUUUUAUCUUUAAAAAUGGCUCUCCAGUGCCCCCUGCAAAGUUACAAUGGGCCGGAAACAUUUCUUUCUAAAGCAACACCAGAAAUCUUGAAUGACAUAUCAAGCCAGGGUUGAUUGGUGGCUCUUCCACUGUGUUAAAAGCUAUGCGUCAAAUAGUGAGUUCCCAUUUUGUCCAAAAUCAAUACAAUAUUGAGGCUGUUGUGUAUCCACCUGAUCCCGACUAUGUUUCUGAUUCUGACGACGACUCGUUUGUUACACAACUUAUGCUCCAGAUGAGCAGAAUUCAACCUCAGUGAGUUCCAUUUCAUGUCCUGGGUGGCGGCUGACGGCGCGGACGCGUCCAGCAACGGCUUGGGCGUGGAGUGGGCUGCUGAGCAUUUUGAUUUAAACAAAAAAAAAAUUAUAAAAUAAGAAAAGAGAGAAAAAAAACAGAAAACUUUAAUGAUGUGUGUAAUUUAAAUCAAUACUACCAAUCAGGUUGUAUUUUUCCUUCUAUGUGUUCCAUAAUCAGAAUGAAUACAACAGUUAUGCUAUUUCUGUGAUUUUAUUUUGAUCAGGUGUAAGACUCAUUUCCUUUCUUUUUUUGAAAUGUUUAUUCGGGUAUGAUUUUGAGUACAUGUUUUCAUAUUUUUCCAUGUGUGAUUUUGAAAUAAAGAUUUAAGUUGAGUUGAUUAAAAAUAAAUAUGAUUUAUUAUAAUCAAAAGGGGGGAAUUGUUAUGGCUUUCUUUAACAUAAAUCUUUAUUUGUAUUAUUAUGGAUCAUUUUGACCUAACCUUCGUAAUACCAUCUGUUAUGUAUGUUAUGUUGUUAUGUCUUUUCUGUACGUCUAGCGGCCUCCGGCCACUUUGAUUAGAAUAAACUGGCAAGAUUGUUUUGGUGGUAUACUCUUUAUUGUUUACAUUUGUCAGCUAAGGGCGAGACGACACUGCUAGGGACACAGCUCUUUGACAAUUGUGCACAGUUGAUUCAAUAAACCA